Molecule: messenger RNA, 321 nt
Organism: Puccinia graminis f. sp. tritici CRL 75-36-700-3
Lineage: Eukaryota; Fungi; Basidiomycota; Pucciniomycetes; Pucciniales; Pucciniaceae
Exons: 4
Coding region: 1-321 (106 amino acids)
Source: RefSeq, a predicted model, not a curated record
AUGCGGUUGCACAGUGGGAUCAAGUGGAAGACUGUUGUGGAUGCUCUAAGGGAUUGUCCUGAUCCUUGGGAUUCCAGGGCUGCCCUGGUCUCAAGCCCUGGGGUUGAGGAUUUGGGAUGGGCUUCACGCAACCCCCAAAACCCCCGAGGCUCAUUGUUUACAGGGAUCUUCCCUGAUUUUUCCUUGUUUUGCCAAAUGUUGGACUCUUUUAUCACACCAGAUUCUGUUCAAAAUCUUCUCUCCCUCUCAAAGCCCCUUCUCAAACCCCGGGACCAUAGGACCCCGGCGAGCCCUGACCAAGCCUACUUAUGUGGCAUGUAG